Molecule: messenger RNA, 5095 nt
Organism: Toxotes jaculatrix (banded archerfish)
Lineage: Eukaryota; Metazoa; Chordata; Actinopteri; Toxotidae
Gene: znf839
Product: zinc finger protein 839
Exons: 10
Coding region: 241-3561 (1106 amino acids)
Source: RefSeq, a predicted model, not a curated record
ACCACCGCUCCCACUGUGGGCUAAGGUAGGCUAGUUCAAAACUCCCCCCGUUAACCGCUACCUGUUCCCGUUAUCACCGGUCCGUUAAUGCCGUCCUUCAUCCCAGCGGAGCGUUUUAUCCACCAGCACACAUAGAUUUUACAAAACUGAAUUUAUUCGGUGAUAUCGGCCCACAAUCCCGUUGCUUUCAGACUCAAACUGGCCCCCAGUCUUAGCUAAGCUAACAGCCUCACGGCCAAAAUGGCGGACAACGAGGAUGACAGCGGUUCGAUCAGAACAAUAACAGCCGCGGAGCCGCCGGGGGCCGCGGCUCAGCCCCCCGCCGCUAACUUCGCCCAGCCCGCGGACAGUUUACCGCCGGUGUCCGCCGCUCAGAUCACUCAGCCCGCGGAAAAUGUAUCGGCAGUGGCCGCCGACCUGAGCGGUGAGUCAGGGGAGAGUUCACAGACCGCGGUCGAUGCUGAGAACGGUCAGUCCGUGGACACUUUACCGUCAGGGUCCGGAGCUCAGCUGGCGGACUUCUUACAGAGCUGCCCGGAGGAACAGAGCAUCUUGGUGGGCACAGAAUUCACCGACCUGGGCUCGGAUCUCGUCAACACCACUAUUAUCUACGUGCAGCCGGACGGCAGCCUGGUCGACGGGUCCGGGUUAACGGCCGAGGAACAGCAGGCUCUGCUGGACCAGCUCAGCAAGCAGCAGAUCGUCCAGGUCUCUGACACCGAGGCUGCCCAGCUGCUCCAGCAAAGCCAUCUGGUCAAAACCAUCCCGGUCCACAAUGCGGCUCUGGACCCGAGCCAGCUGCAGCAGGUCAUCAACCAGGUCACCAAGUCCCAGCAGGUUCACGUCCAGGUCCCCCAGCAGCACGUCCACGUCCAGGUCCCGCAACAGACCCCGAAGCAGCAGGUCCACAUUCAGCAAGUCCAGGUUCCCCCGCAGGGCCUGAAGCAGCAGAAGCAGGUUCAGGUUCCUCAUCAAAAUCCAAAGACUACUACCCACAAUAACGCUUCCCAGCAGCUGAAGAGUGUUGCCCAGCAUGUGGCCAUGCAGACUGGCAGCUCGGUCCAGGUGGUCCAGAAGAAGUCGGAGCCAAUCAGGAUCCAGAUCCAGGUUCCUCCCAAACAGGAAGUGAAGCCCGGCGCUACUCUACAGCAGAAGAGUGUAGCUAUCAGUCAUCCGCAGGUGAAGCUGUCGGCCAAUGGUAGCAUGAGCAGUGGUCAGAUCAUCCACAUCCAGCCUGUGGUUGGUCAGCCGGGUCAGCAGUUCUUCCUGCAGCAGGGUUUGGGGGACCCACCCAUCCAGCUUCUGCUGCAGAGCCCCACCCCCGUGGUCGGAUCUCUUAUCCCAUUGGUCCACAAGCUGACGGGCCAGACGACAUCAUCGGGCACCGCCUCCACUCCAAGUCAGAAACCUGUGGCAUCCCCGGUCAUAGUUCAGACCCCCUCUGCUGUAAAGACCACAGCCGCCUCCAUCGUCAAGACCCCGCCCAGUUCCUCUGUUAAAACUGUGAGCGCCCCCCUAAUUAAAAAUGCCACCAAUGGCACAAUGAUAACCACCAGUAAGAGGCUUGUUAAACCACCUGCGGUCAUCACAGCGGUCCCAGUACAGACCACCAGACCUGCCCAUCCUGCCACUGUGACCACGCCUUCUGCUCUGCCCCCGGUAACCGCAGCAGCGAAGGACAGAGAAAGAGAAAAAGAUGAGAAGAAGAAGAUGAAGAAGAGGGAGAAGAGGGUGGUGAAAGUCCAGACCAGAUCUGGUCGGGUCUCCAGACCACCAAAGUACAAAGCCAAAGACUACAAGUUCAUAAAGACUGAGGACCUGGCUGACAGUCAUCAGUCCGACUCUGACGACUACUCCGACAUGAGCGUGGAGGAGGAGGAGGGGGAGGGCGCGAGGAAGGAUGGCUCCACCCCCGGCGCCUCCACCUCCCUCACCUACAGCCAUAAGUCCCGGUCCCACUCCUGCCAGACCUGCGACAAGGCCUACAUCGGUCCUGGAGGCCUAAACCGGCACUAUAAACUAAACCCUACCCACGGAGAUCCUGAUCCACCCGGCAACCAGCUCUGCAACACACCGUGCACACUCAGAGACGUCAGUCAGCCACAGGAGACAGCCGUGAGAGACGAGGAGAAGACGAAGGAGGACAAAUCUGCUGUCACGGUAACAAACAGAGUGGAGGGGCGUCCAGCAGUAGCUGUAGGACUCAGGGGCCUCCAUCACCGGGGUCCAGGUCGGCCCCGAGGACGAGGGAGGGGCCGGGGCCGGGGCCGGGGUCGGGGGCGAUCUCUGGCACCGCCUCCUAAGGUGACGGCGGGCCUCAUCAGUAGGCGAGGUCGACGCGGUCGACCUCCAAAGCUCAGUGUUUCCCCGGUAACACCCGAGCAGCAGGCAGAGAGGAGGAGAGACCGACUGCAGGAGCUGGUGGAGCAGUGUGAAGAUGAGGAGCUGAUGGAUAUUGUUCUUCCUCGUUUGACCAAAGUGUUGAGUCUCUGGGAGCUGCUGCUCGCAAAGGUGGAGUGUGGCGGUUUAGCGCGGACUCGUUUUCCAGACAUUUACCGUGAGUAUGAGUCCCUGCAAGUUCAGGUGAAACAGGCCGCUCAGGAUUACAUCAUCAGCCCGCAGGGUGGAGCCACCCCGCUCGAGGUCAGGAACAUCGAGGUUGCCAGGUCUCUGGGGAUUCUGGAUGAGGUGAACAGGAUGAAGGUGGUUCCUGGAGCGUCUCUUGGCUCCAGUCAGACCAAUAAGACCGUGCGAUACAUGGAGAAUUCCAAGAUGCUGCCGCCGUCAAAGAGAUUCAAGAUGGAGAACAGUGUUCCAAUUCACCAAAACGGCAUCGAGAUGCACACGGCAGCUGGGACAGCAGUGACCCCAACAACCUCUGUGACGUCCUCUCUGAAGUCCUGCUUGGUCUCUGUGUCUCCUGUGGUAAUUCCAGAUGGAUCCAAACCACUGACCACCACCGCUGACUCCAGCACUUCUGGUUCCACCUCUGCUGAGACGCUUUCCACCAAGGCUCCACCCCCUGCCACAUGUAUGGAGGUGACCCCAGUUGAUGACGAGGGAGAGGGGCCUCCGCAGACCGACGUCCAGGUGGAGCGUCUGCCGGCACGCCAGGACCAGGUCCUGAGCGCCACUGACAUUGCAGCCCAGAUGAAGGAGCUGGAGAAAGCUCUGGGUUCGAAUCCCGAGACUACUGCAGACACCAAGACGCUUGAGUCUGGCUCUGUCCAGACACCUGGCUCUGCUGUGAUCCAGACACUUGAGUCCAGCACAGUCCAGACUGUGGCCUCCUCGCAGCUCCAGCAGAGGGACUCGUCCCAGCCUGAGUCCAGUAUCACAGAUGCCCGUGAGACCAAAGAGCUGCAAGAGGGACAGGAAAUCUACAUCCAGACUGAGGGGCUGACAGUCCAGCUGGCAGAGCCCGGAUCGGACCGAAUUGUCAUUGUCAAUGGGCCGGACGGGACCACUAUGCACAUCCAGACUCCAGAGGGGGUCCCCCUGGAGGCGGUUCAGGCCCUGCUGGGCAUCGAGGCAUCAGAUGGAGCUAAACCUCCUCACUAAGCCCUGAACAGAAUCCAGACAGGACCAGAAAAAGAACUGAAGUGCAUCAGACUCACAGGGAGAAUCUGUAUUUUUAAGGUGGUAUGAACUCCCAGAUGCUGUAGAGCGUUGGUACCAGCAGAGUUGAGUCUCACUGGUGAACUUCAGCAAAGAUUUGACCAACAUCUGUCCCCAAGAAACACCUGGACCUACAACAGCUGUGAAAGACAAGUCGACCAACACCUGUCACACCUGUCAGUCUGUCCAAUCUAACUCAGUAACUCAUGUUCAGUUUAACAGUGUUUCUUGCAGUGCCCCCUCUGGACAAAGUGCACAUUACAACCAUGAGUGUAGGGGGGGCUAACAGAUUUUCAGACUGCUGGCUUCUGUCAGCUCUCGUUGUUGAUGUUUAAUAUUUAGCAUCCAGCUCGUUCUUCAGUCUAAACUUCAUGUUUACGAACAGGUUGAAGAUUUUCCCAUGAGCACCAAGUUCUUCUCACAAAAGUCGAGGCUGCCACCUGCAGGCGACAUUCAGGCUCCUCAUGAGCUAAUUCUCUGAUUCUCUCAGUACGAGUUGAGUUUUUCUUGGUUUCAUGUUGUGGUGCUCGUGUACGUCGGAACCUGUCAGAGAAAGGAUCAAUCACACGCCGCUCCUGAUCUCUGCAGAUUAAACCUGAUUAGUUAAUCCUGAGCUCAGGAUGAGCAGCACCAGUUAUUGAGAAGACGAGUUUGUGAUUGAGAUGAUAUAAAGUGCGUAGUGUCCCCUCUGGGCUACCGUACUCAGCUGUGAUGAUCAGAGUUUUUGGUCUCAGUUCAGUUUGAUGCGUGAUUGAUUCAUUCAGCUCUCACCUUCGAUGAUGUCACUGGCGUGUCGGCAGAGGGUACCUGAUCUUCCUGUGGGUUUUUAAGGAAUCUGGAGUGAAUGUAAAUUUGUAAACUUUUUUUCAGUGUUUCCAUAUUUGGACUUGUUUGUUUAAAGGUAGAUCAGAUUAGUCGGCUGUUUAUAUGUAGAUAAAAUGAAAAACAAAGUUUAAAAAAGUUGCACUAUUUUAUUACUUUUUAUAAAACUUCACAGCGAAACAUUUUCCAAAUGUCACUGAAGGUUUGUCGCCGUCGGAGAAUCGAUGUGAGGACGGACUGGAAACCGUUUGGAGGAAGCUGACUUGUCGUGAUAAUCGUCCGAGUGCUGAACGCAGUCAACACACUUUAUGUUCCUCCAAUAAACUGACGUGAUGAACUCAGAACCGUGUUUGAUGAUUUUACAAGAUGGAAGUUUGAUGAUCAUCAUCAGAUAACAUGUUAAAUUCAUUCCAGCUGUUCACAGCUGUUUGAUUCUUCUGUGUUCCACUGCAACAGUUUGUUUAAUGUUUAACUACAUUUAUUUUACCCGUCGUGACUUUUGUGUUAGUUCAGGAUGGAUGUUUGUGAUUCCUCUGAACUUGUGGGUCACUGAGCAGCAGCUGCUGUGAUGAACAAAGCCUCAGUGACUCAGCUGCUCUCUGUAGCUUUCUGACACUCUGUCCUUCAGAAAGUAAAACGGCUCCAUUUUUCUGCC